GGCUCGGACCGCAGCUCGGCGCUGGGCGGCCACAGGCUGGCCUCGCAGGCCUACCGGGAUGGAGGGGCAUGCUGAAAUGGAGAUGCUGAGGACACUGAAGGGGCCCUCCACAGGGGAGGUCAGCGUGCACCUGGUGGCCGGAGACAGCCCAGGGUCCGGCCCUCACCUGCCCUCCACUGCCUUCAUCAUUCCAGCCAGCUCUGCCACCCUUGGCCUGCCCAGCAGUUCUUUGGAUGUGUCCUGCUUUCCGCGGGAGCCGAUCCACGUGGGCGCCCCGCAGCGAGUGACAGGCAGCGUACCUGUCACUGCCACCGUUCUGCCGCAGUUAAGCGCGGGGCCCGCGGCCAGCUCCAGCGCCAGCACUGUGCGGCUCCUGGAGUGGACCGAGGCCGAAACCCCGCCUCCUGGGGGCGGCCUGAGGUUCCGGAUAGGCGAGUACGCGCCACUGAACAUGGUGGGAGCCGAGCAGCCCCCAAGCCCCGAACUGCGGCGGCAAGACAUAGCCGAUUACGAAGCUGGCAAGGCCCCGGCGGGAGGUGGCGAUACGGGCAUCCUACAGCCAGGGGACCUCCCCCAGGACCCUCCUGAGGAUCCCCCUGGGGAACCCCCAAAGGAUGAAGGCCCCUGUCAGUGCCAGGUGUGUGAGCCUCAGCUAGCCUCCGGUCCAGAUCCCGGUUCCUCCAGUGGUGGCUGUCCCCAGCUCUUCCAGGAGCGGUCAGUCAUAGUGGAGAACUCCUCAGGCCCGAACUCCUCCUGCACGAGCACUUCUGAGCUUCUCAAACCCAUGAAGAAGAGGAAACACAGGGAGUACCAGAGCCCAUCAGAGGAGGAGUCAGAGCCAGACGCCAUGGAGAAGCAAGAAGAAGGAAAGGAUCCAGAGGGACGGCCCACAGCCAGCACCCCAGAAAGUGAGGAGUGGAACAGCAGCCAGCCUGCGUCAGGGGAGAAGAAGGAAGGCUGGUCAUGGGAGUCCUACCUUGAGGAGCAAAAGGCCAUCACUGCGCCAGUCAGCCUCUUCCAGGACUACCAGGCAGUCUCUCAUCACAAGAAUGGCUUCAGACUGGGCAUGAAGUUGGAAGGCAUCGACCCUCAGCACCCAUCCAUGUACUUCAUCCUCACCGUGGCCGAGGUGUGUGGCUACCGCCUCCGUCUGCACUUUGAUGGGUAUGCCGAGUGCCAUGACUUCUGGAUCAAUGCCAACUCCCCUGACAUCCACCCUGCCGGCUGGUUUGAGAAGACAGGGCACAGGCUGCAGCCCCCCAAAGGUUACAAGGAGGAGGAGUUCAGCUGGAGUCAGUACCUGCGCAGCACAAGAGCUCAGGCUGCCCCCAAGCACCUGUUUGUGAGCCAGAGCCACACUCCCCCACCUCUGGGCUUCCAGGUGGGCAUGAAGCUGGAGGCUGUCGACCGCAUGAACCCGUCCCUCGUCUGUGUGGCCAGCGUGACCGAUGUGGUGGGCAGCCGCUUCCUGGUGCACUUUGACAACUGGGACGAUACUUACGAUUACUGGUGUGAUCCCAGCAGCCCCUAUAUCCACCCGGUGGGCUGGUGCCAGAAGCAAGGAAAGCCCCUCACACCUCCACAAGACUACCCAGACCCUGAUAGUUUCUGCUGGGAGAAAUAUCUGGAAGAAACCGGGACCUCUGCUGUGCCUUCCUGGGCCUUCAAGGUGCGACCCCCACACAGCUUUCUGGUCAACAUGAAGCUGGAGGCCGUGGACCGCAGGAACCCAGCCCUGAUCCGUGUGGCCAGUGUGGAGGAUGUGGAGGACCAUCGAAUAAAGCUCCACUUUGACGGCUGGAGCCACACCUAUGACUUCUGGAUCGAUGCCGACCACCCAGACAUCCACCCUGCCGGCUGGUGCUCCAAGACAGGGCAUCCCCUGCAGCCUCCUCUCCGACCCAGAGAGCCCAGCGCUGCCUCCCCCGGGGGCUGUCCCCCUCUCAGCUAUCGGAGCCUGCCGCCCACGAGGACCUCCAAGUACAGCUUCCACCACCGGAAGUGCCCCACUCCUGGUUGUGACGGGUCUGGCCACGUCACAGGCAAGUUCACGGCUCACCAUUGCCUCUCGGGUUGCCCGCUGGCUGAGAGGAACCAGAGCCGGCUGAAGGCAGAGCUGUCUGACUCGGAGGCUUCGGCCCGUAAGAGGAACCUCUCGGGCUUCUCCCUAAGGAAGAAGCCCCGCCAUCACGGCCGGAUUGGGCGCCCUCCAAAGUUUCGGAAGAUGCCACAGGAAGAUUUCCCGACACUAACGACCGAUGUCAUCCACCAGUCCCUCUUCAUGUCAGCCCUGUCGGCCCACCCGGACCGGUCCCUCUCGGUGUGCUGGGAGCAGCAUUGCAAGCUCCUGCCGGGGGUGGCGGGCAUCUCGGCCUCGACUGUCGCCAAGUGGACCAUCGACGAGGUCUCCGGCUUUGUUCAGACUCUGACAGGUUGUGAGGACCAAGCACGACUCUUCAAAGAUGAGAUGAUUGACGGCGAGGCCUUCCUUUUGCUGACACAGGCGGACAUUGUGAAGAUCAUGAGCGUCAAGCUGGGCCCAGCCUUGAAGAUCUAUAACGCCAUUCUCAUGUUCAAAAACGCCGAUGACACCUUAAAGUGA
Messenger RNA from Pteronotus mesoamericanus, 2602 nucleotides. It is a transcript of the gene L3MBTL1, whose product is annotated as L3MBTL histone methyl-lysine binding protein 1. NCBI's taxonomy places the organism in Eukaryota, Metazoa, Chordata, Mammalia, Chiroptera, Mormoopidae. The transcript has 22 exons. The record is from RefSeq and is a predicted model, not a curated record. Gene Ontology annotation, molecular function: zinc ion binding; chromatin binding; histone binding. Gene Ontology annotation, cellular component: nucleus. Gene Ontology annotation, biological process: negative regulation of DNA-templated transcription. The coding region runs from base 59 to 2602 and encodes 847 amino acids.